AUGCGGAGACAAUACUGCUUCCAAAGCGAAGGAAAAGAGGGGGUGGAGGUGGGGCCCGAAGCGGCGGGGGGGGAUUGGGCGCGGGGAGAACCAAGGGUGGAGGAUUCGCUUGGGGCAUUGGUGGGGGGUUUUGAGUUGAGACUGGAGGGGGUGGCACGGCGCUCUGAGGUGGCGGGGGACGAAUGGGAGGAGGCGGGAUUUUCUUGGGGGGCGGAGGUGGGGAAAGCACGGCUUUGGGAGGGGGAGGGGCACCGCUUGGAGGAGGGUUGA
Klebsormidium nitens is the source of this 270-nucleotide messenger RNA. Lineage: Eukaryota; Viridiplantae; Streptophyta; Klebsormidiophyceae; Klebsormidiales; Klebsormidiaceae. The record is from the annotation of a GenBank genome assembly.